GGUUUCCGCAACCGCAACCAAGACUCCUCUGUUGCCGUCUCCGUUGGCUUCUCUCUCGAUCUCGCCGUUUUCAGUCUAAACACCGAGUCCUAAAGCUUGAUCGAUGAUUAGUUAAUGGCGGCUACAUGUUUGAUUUCUAGGGUUUAACUGAGAGUCCCAUAGUCAAACGAGUCUGCCGCUUGUGCUGCUGAAUCUCGAAGAAACUAGCGAUAAUGGGCAAGACGAAGAAGUUCAUUGACAAGAAAAAGGCUGCAACUUUCGAGUUGUGUCCCCGUGAUUCGUCUGACCCGAGAUUCAGUGACUCGCCAGGGGGCGACAAGGUCUUUGUUCGUGUCGAUCGCAACCCUGUCAAUGUCGGUCGUUUCUCCGACGAACACGGAGAUUCCAGCUCUUUGUUUGCAGACGCUCCUGAAGAUUACAACGAUGGGUAUUUCGACAAUUCGGGUGAUGGAAAUCUGUUGCCGGAUGAUUUGAGGAAGGAGAUACUAGAGUUGGGUUUUCCUGAUGAUGGUUAUAAUUAUUUGGCACACUUGAGAGAGAUUAAGAAUACUGGUGCUGGUUCUGCCUUUUAUCUCAAUCCCAAGGCUAAGUUUGAUGAGCUUCCUCGCGAUGUCAAGGCAUAUGAUGCUUCUCGGGUUAAAGUUCCUGCUUCGGAAAAGGAUGCUAAUGAGAAGUCAAUUUAUAGUGUGGCAUCGAGCACUUUUAACGUGGGGGUGCAAAGAGUUAUGGAUCCUGAAGUGGCUGCCUUGCUUGAGAACAGUGAUUUAUCUGAGGUUGGUUCCGAUGUUGAGGAUUUGGAGGAAGACUUUGUCAUUCGAGCAAAUCUUCCUCAACAAGGGGAAGGUUCAGGUAUGAACAAUAUGUUUCCUGAAAGACCUGAGGCAAGCAAUAGAGGAAGUGAUGAGCUAAGAGAUCAAUCUGAUGGUGAAGAGGACUUACAUUACAGUGCCAAGCCUUGGAUUCGUCGUGAUCUUGAUGAGCAGUUUGAUCUGCUUGAGCUUAAUGAAUAUGGAAGCUAUAUUGAUGAUGAUGACUACAACGGUUACCUAGCCGAAGAUGGAGGAGUAGAAGAAGGAGAAGAAGAAGAAGGCUCUGUGGCUCUCAGGCUUCAGAGUAUUGUGAAUGAAAAUCCAGAUGAUUUUGAGCUUGGAGAAAAGUAUUUGAAUCCCGCGGAUCUGUUGAAGAACAGUGAAGUGGUGAAAGACAAAGAGUUACUGGACUCUGCUGCAGUUAUUAUCCGUCGUUGCGCAGAAUAUGCUGAGAAAUAUGAAAAUGGAAACGAAGAUGACCUUGAAGAAAUGGUGGUUGUACAGGAAUCCAGUGAUGAAUCCGAAAAGUGGGAUUGUGAAACCAUAAUCACUACCUAUUCAAAUCUCGACAACCACCCUGGUAAAAUCCAAGCUCCAGGGACAGCAAGGAAACAUAAGCUGAGUGAAACCGUAGCUAAAGCGUUGAGUUCCAGUGGUAAAAUGAUUUCCCUCCAGGGAAAAGAGAAGCUUCCAGUUGAUUUUUUGCCUCAGAGAAAGUCUGAACAAAUCUCGGCAAAAGCCAAAGACGUUGUAAUCCCGAAAAACGAACCCCUCAAGAGGAAACCCCAUGGCCAAGAGUCAAAGGAGGAGAAGAAAGAGAGAAAGGCUGCUGUAAAGAAUGAAAGGCGUGAAGCGAGGCGGGCGAAGAAAGAAAUGAAAGGAUUGUACCGUUUCGAAGCUCAGCUUGCCCAAAGAGCUGUUGCUGUGUCUUUACCAUCUUCAAUCCAUCUGUAAAGUAAAAGCAUGGGAUUUCCGCGGUAUGGGACGGAUUCUGACCCCGAUCCCUACUUGUCUACACCAAGAGUGGUUUCUUAAAUGCUUUUUAUCUUGUUUGGUUUUGAUGAGAACGUAAGAACUCAAAAUCUUUCAAUGUCCAGACCGUUCCAAGUUGUCUGACUUUCAAAAUCUUUCUAAUGAAUUUUCCUCAUCUUGGUUACACUUUGCGGACCUAA
This is a messenger RNA of Tarenaya hassleriana, 1981 nucleotides long. RefSeq names its product protein LTV1 homolog. The record is from RefSeq and is a predicted model, not a curated record. Lineage: Eukaryota; Viridiplantae; Streptophyta; Magnoliopsida; Brassicales; Cleomaceae. Bases 213 to 1763 code for a protein of 516 amino acids. The transcript has 6 exons. Gene Ontology annotation, cellular component: preribosome, small subunit precursor; nucleus; cytosol. Gene Ontology annotation, biological process: ribosomal small subunit export from nucleus; ribosomal small subunit biogenesis.